UCACUAUAUUUAGUGAUGAACAUACGCCAAGAUCUCCCACUCCAUUUGCAAUGGCUUGUGGUGUGCGUCUAGAUUCGACGUUCUCAUCAUCAUGACCGUACAGAGACACCAACAUCAAUAUGUUAAAAGAACACAAAUCAAAUAGCUGUAAGGAACUCCUAAAUCUAAAUCUAAAUCUAAAUCGAGAGAGUAAAACUUUCGAAUCUAGACCUAAAUCUAAAUCGGGAGAGAAGAUAAGCCUAAUCUUGGAGAGAUUAUAGAGUUAGGCCAUGGACAUCUUCCUCGAUGGCUGAUGGUUGAACUCGAUUCCAUGUUCACCUAAAACCAGCUGCAAAAAUUUAUUCACACACACAAUCUCCAAAAAACAGAUCAGGAGAGAAGAAAAGACAGUCAAAACAGUUGGGUUUGCCUCAAGACUUGCAGAGAGUAGCGAUCCGGUGAAAUGGUUCACGUUGGCACUGUAAAAUCCUAAUGGAGUACCAGUUUUGACAAUCGUCAGCUCUUGUUUGCUUACGAGGUGCUCACAAGGGCACCCUAGGGUCUCCAUAUUGUCCCUCAACCCCUGUGGAAAUCAAGUCAUUCGGUCGAUCCCCGAAUCAGGAGAUAAGAAGGGAUCAGCACCUUUUGCACUUGCGAAGCCCCAGCAGUCAGCGGACUCAGCACGCGGAGCUAAGCCCACUACUUCCGUCGCUCUGCUUGGCGGGAAACGAACGAGAAAGAGUAGCCUGCAUAUGAGGUGUUCGACGAAUUGCUCCACCGAAGAUUUUUCAGCUCAUGCGCCACGACUGAUGGAUUUUUACGUAGAGCUCCUUGUGAUCAUCUUAUUUUUACGAUUUCAUUGAUUUGUCGAGGUGGGUCUAACUCUACGAUCCUGCGACGUCUCCGAGGCACACACUAUGGCAUUUACUUUCUUGAGAAGAGGCGUUGCAGUAACGUUAGGGGUCAACUCUCGUUUUCUUCCGAGGUUGGUCAGUGUUUGGUCGAGUGCGUCUGAAGUUGCUGAUAGGGGAAUCGAAAAGGGUCGGUCCGAGUUGGUUUAUAAUGGGCCUAGAACAACUGCUCGCGGUUCGAACAGAAUGCAGCUUUCUCCAUUGUUUGCUGAUGGCAGGCCUUCAUUAGCUGGUUGUGCCAUAGAGGUUGUGGAUGACGACCAGUGGCGGGUCUCUGCUGGGUUGGCGCAGGCAUGGCAGGGGCCAAGGAGGUCGUUGGGAACAGAAAAUUUGACCAAAACGACAGAGGAGUAUGAGGAUCAUUCUUCAUCUGUCGAGGAAGAGGCCGACUUCGAUGAGAUUGAUAACAUGCGGAUAAGAGGCAAUCUCUUUUACAAAAUUGACAAGGCAUCCAAGGAGUUCGAAGAGUACAGUUUUGACUUCCAUAGGAAGAAAUCCCCAAAGCGGCGAGAAGAUCCAAAGGAAAGCAAGAAGAAGGAAGACCAAGGUUUAGUCACCAGAGAUGAAAAACUUCCCAAAGCUGCAAAGAAAAAGAAUGUGCCUUUUCUGCUGGAUGAAGCCGAAGUCGAUUGCACUUCAAGCAAGAAGAGGUUGAGGACUCCGACAUUUAAUCAACUCACAGGUCCUUACCAUGAACCGUUUUGCCUGGAUAUUUACAUAUCGAAGGCCUCUGUUCGUGCAUGUAUAAUUCACAGGGCGACGAGCAAAGUCGUUGCUGUGGCACAUUCUAUUUCGAAAGACAUGAAGUUCGAUCUGGCUUCGACUAGAAAUGCAGCUGCUUGCGCUGCUGUUGGCGAAAUUCUGGCUCAGCGAGCGUUGGCUGAUGACAUUCAUGACGUAAUUUAUACGCCGAGGAAAGGGGAGAAAUUGGAGGGAAAGCUUACGAUUGUGCUUCAGGCUGUUAUUGAUAAUGGGGUUAACGUGAAGGUGAAACUUAAGCAACGAAAAACGAAGAAAGCCAACCAAGCCACAAUUUAGAAGCAGAGUCAUCAGCUCUCUAAUUGGGAGCACAUUAGAAUGGAAUUCUGCUGUUCUGGUGGUGACUGUUUAUGGGUAGAUGCAACUUUUGCUUAUAUGAUCUAGAGAAUGUUGCAUGACAUUGUAAUGCAUUACUUUUCUCCUGGAGAUGAGUUUUUGCAGAGAGAGCGAGAGAGUAUUAUCUGCUCAUUUUUAGGGGAUGGACUAUUGAACAAGAAUAUCCUCUGAAAGCUGUAACAGACAGAAGUAGAACAAACCUCUUGGACAAGUACAAGGUUUCUAGUCCUACUGUUGAUAGACAAGUUUGUUUUAUCAAUGAAGGUUUUUGUCCAUAAGCCAAGAAAAUUUUUGAGAGAAAAUUCUUGUUGAUCAUAACUAGUUUGCCAAAUCAAUACAUCUAUCUCAUGACAUUUUCAUUUU
Syzygium oleosum is the source of this 2348-nucleotide messenger RNA. RefSeq lists its product as uncharacterized. The transcript has a single exon. Gene Ontology annotation, biological process: translation. Gene Ontology annotation, cellular component: ribosome. The coding region runs from base 897 to 1928 and encodes 343 amino acids. NCBI's taxonomy places the organism in Eukaryota, Viridiplantae, Streptophyta, Magnoliopsida, Myrtales, Myrtaceae. Gene Ontology annotation, molecular function: structural constituent of ribosome; 5S rRNA binding. The record is from RefSeq and is a predicted model, not a curated record.